AUGACAGACUUGUGGUUAAUUUCUGUCCCGCUGGAUAAGACCAGUUUAACCAGUGUCGAAAAACUCAAGCACACCAUUGCCAAAACCGGCCUGGCCUCCUGCUGCAAGUUCUCCAUUCCAGAUCUCAAGGUGGGAAUACUGGACAGUCUGCUGUGUGUGUCGGAUGACCUCUCCAGGCUUGACACGCUGACCGAAAGUGUGAUUAAAAAAACAUGUCAGUGUAUGAAGGAGGUGAUGGAGCAGGCCAGUGACAAAGUGCUGGAAAAUGCCUUAGCCAAUGGAGUGGACCUGAUGAGCUACGUGACAAAGUUUCAGUGGGACAAAGCCAAGUAUCCUCCAGCGCUGCCUCUCUCCAACCUGGUAGCCACCAUCGAUAAGGAAGUUUCCCAGGUGGAGUCGGAAUUAAAAUCCCGAGCUGCGGCGUACAACAGUGCGAAAGCAAGCUUGCACAGCCUCAAGCACAAACAAGAAGAGAGUUUGCAAACUCGGAGUCUCAAUGACAUAGUGAGAAAUGAAGACUUGGUGGUCUCAGAGUAUCUCACCACUCUAAUAGUUGUGGUGCCCAGAGGGAUCUUUGUGCAGUGGGAGAGGACCUAUGAAUCUUUGUCGCAGUUUGUGGUUCCACGGUCAAGCAGGAAACUCUUCGAGGAUGCAGAGGGAGGCGUUUUCUCUGUGACGCUUUUCAAAAGAGCUGUGUGUGAAUUCAAAGCCAAAGCCCACGAGAGCAAGUUCACCGUGCGGGAGUACAGCUCUGAUCUGGAAGAGAAGCAUCAGCUGGAAAUGAGGCAACUUCAUGUUCACAAGAAAGAACAAUACGGAAUCUUUGUGAACUGGCUGAAGGUGAAUUUCAGUGAAGUGUUUGUUGCCUGGAUUCAUUUGAAAGCGUUGAGGGUGUUCGUGGAAUCAGUUCUCAGGUAUGGAUUACCUGUGAACUAUCAGGCCCUUCUGCUGCAGACAGACAAGAAGCGCUCAAAGAAACUGAGAGAAGAGCUCACCUCACUGUUCAUGCAUCUGGACCCCACUGCCACUGUCAGCAAGAAAGAUGUGAGCUGUGAAAUCCCAGGAAUCUCUCAGCAGGAGUAUUUCUCCUACAUCUGCUUCCAUAUCCACACCAACAUGAUGGAAAUCAGCUAG
Messenger RNA from Scomber japonicus (chub mackerel), 1134 nucleotides. RefSeq names its product ATPase H+ transporting V1 subunit C2 (gene atp6v1c2). Lineage: Eukaryota; Metazoa; Chordata; Actinopteri; Scombriformes; Scombridae. Gene Ontology annotation, cellular component: lysosomal membrane; vacuolar proton-transporting V-type ATPase, V1 domain. Gene Ontology annotation, molecular function: proton-transporting ATPase activity, rotational mechanism. The record is from RefSeq and is a predicted model, not a curated record. The coding region runs from base 1 to 1134 and encodes 377 amino acids. Gene Ontology annotation, biological process: proton transmembrane transport. The transcript is spliced from 12 exons.